Molecule: messenger RNA, 3506 nt
Organism: Saccostrea cuccullata (small rock oyster)
Lineage: Eukaryota; Metazoa; Mollusca; Bivalvia; Ostreida; Ostreidae
Product: phospholipase DDHD2-like
Exons: 22
Coding region: 38-3307 (1089 amino acids)
Cellular component (GO): COPII-coated ER to Golgi transport vesicle; cytoplasm
Molecular function (GO): metal ion binding; protein binding; glycerophospholipase activity
Source: RefSeq, a predicted model, not a curated record
AAAUACAAAAGAGUUACUUGAAUGACGUGUUGUUCCGAUGGCAGACAAGGGAAAGAAGGAUACCACACCACCCCCUCUGCUGCUAAUGCCUGCAGGAGGGGGACUUACAUUGAAUCCACCAUCACAACCCAAUGUUUUAAUGCCAGUGGUGCAAUCUGAGCCUUCAUUACUGGGAUCAGAUGAAGAAGGGGAAGCUGAUAGUUUUGUGGGACAGACUCCACCCCAAAGUUCACAAAGUGCUAACCACAGCACCCCAUUCAGUCAUUUUCAGAACACCCACUCAGGAUCUGAUCCUUUUGCACAUGUUGGCCACAAUCCACUGCCUCCUCAGUCAACUCCAAGGAUGCAGUCUAAUGUAGCGGCCCCGAUCCCUCCCCCUUCAUUUGCGUCACCAUCUCCUGCAGGCCCCCCUCCAGGUCCCUCUUCUGCAAAUGCAUUCAGAAAAACAGAAAGUUUGAGGAAGGUACAGUAUGCCCAGAUGCCUCAAGGAACUUAUGCCCCCACUGAUGGAGGGGUAGGUGGUCCACCCCAAUUUCAAAGUCAGCCCCCCUUGGCACCAUCUUCAGGACCCUCAAUGUUCAGCCCUCCUCCAGUGGCUCAGGUGCCUCCAACAAUGAACCAAACUCACCAGCCCCCCUACCCUCAGUCCCCAAUGCCCCCUAAGCCCAGUUUCACUGCAACAGUCCCCCCUCCCUCAGGGACUGGAGCCACUGCAGAAGGCGGCGGCAUAUACAUUCCUGUCCAGCCCCACUGGUGUUUCUGUAAGAGGGUGGAGAAUCGAGACAUCUGGUACCCCUUCUCUUUAGUGGACAGCAUGAGGCUAGAGGAGGCUCUUAGAUCUGGUAAAACUUCUGACCCAAUACCAACAGAAGGCGGUCGUUAUGAUGCAGUUCUGUCUGACAGACAGCGAGUAGCUGUGUACUGGGAAGAAUCACCAAAUCCAAUCCGACGAUGUACCUGGUUCUAUAAGAGAGAAGGAGACAACAGAUAUGUUCCUUAUGAGGAACACUUUGCCCAGAAGUUAGAGGAGGAGUAUCGAAAUGCCCUACAGUACAAUACAUGGCAUAAACGCUUAGAAUUCCCAGGAGGGGAGACAAUUGUCAUGCAUAAUGCAAAUGUCAUCGUUCACUUCACAGCCUCAUCACAGCCGGACGAUUGGGGAUCCACACAGGCUCCCUCUGCUUCAGUGGGAGAAGGCAUGCGUCCCAGAGUUGUUAAAAGAGGAAUAGAAGACUUCCAAACAAUUAAUGAUGGAGAACCCAUACAGAUAGACCACCUGGUGUUUGUAGUACAUGGUAUUGGGGACUUCUGUGAUGUCAAGUUCAGAAACAUCAUUGAAUGUGUUGAUGAUUUCCGCUCCAUUUCCCUGAGUCUGCUGAAAUCUCAUUUUGGGACGUAUGUGGACCAAAAGCGGAUUGGUCGAGUGGAAUUUAUCCCAGUACAGUGGCACUCAGCAUUACACGGGGAUACAACCGGGCUGGAUAAGAGAUUAAAAGCCAUAACAUUGCCCAGCACACCAAAAUUACGUAACUUCAUUAAUGACACACUUCUGGACGUGCUGUUCUACACGAGUCCUACAUACUGCCAGACAAUAGCAGACCAAGUAGGAAAUGAAAUGAACAGGCUUCAUCAGCUGUUUCUGGAGAGAAACCCUCAGUUCCAGGGCACAGUGUCAGUAGCAGGCCAUAGUCUGGGUUCCUGUGUGCUGUUUGAUUUACUGAUGCAUCAGAAUGACAAAGCUGACCAGAGGACCAAUCCUUCCUUACCGAGUGAUCCCGUGCCUCAGACAAAUGGAGUGGAAAUGUCAGCUCCAGCAAAUACUUCCUUUACAACAGAGACAGAAGAGGUAGAGGAAGAGGAGACAACUCUGGAGAAACUCCUCAGUCGAGUGGGCCUUCAGGACAAAGUGUCCAUGUUUGAACAGGAACAAAUCGAUCUUGAUGCAUUGACAAUGUGUACAGAGAGUGAUCUUAAAGAUUUAGGACUUCCCAUGGGUCCUAGGAAAAAACUACAGGGCAUUCUAAAAGAGGAACAGGCCAAAAAGGAGAAAAGAAAACAUGAAAAGGAAAGGAAAACUAAAGAGUCAGAGGAGAGAAGGAUCAGAGAACAGGUGGCAGCAGAAAUGAGGGAAGCAAGGGCUUCACAAGAGAGGUCACUUGUCCAGUCUAGUUCCAGUGUGUCUGUGGAAUUUCUGUUAGGACCCGCCGGGACGGGACAACCCUCAGUCAAGUACCCCAGACUGGACUUCAAACCAAACACACUGUACGCUCUAGGAUCACCUAUCGGGAUCUUUCUCUCUGCCAGGGGUGUGGAUAACAUUGGGGAGGAAUUCACUCUACCCACAUGUCCCAGAGUGUUCAACAUCUUUCAUCCAUUUGAUCCGGUGGUGAGUAAACAUAACCUUAUACAAAAUACAGACUUUAAAACACUGUAUAGAGCGAGUUUAACAAGUAACAUUGAUUUCACUUUCUUGCAAUUUUAUGAUGACUUGAACAUAUUGUUUAUAGGCCUACAGAUUCACCAUUCUCAUAUAAAACCAGGCAGGAAAAGACUUCAUCUAGGUAAGUCAUGUAAACUAGUGUUAAUGCCCCAUCACAAGGGCAGGAAAAGACUUCAUCUAGAAUUAAAGGAGAGUUUGACGAGAGUGGGAGCUGACAUAAAACAGAAGAUCAUUGAUUCUCUGAAGAGUACGUGGAACACGAUUAACGAGUUCGCUAAAGCUCACCGUAACCAGGAGGAAUCACUGGAGCAGCAUGUCGACAGUCACAUGUCAUCGGUCAUGCAGGAACUGGAUGAUGACCAGUCAUCUGUGGCCUCCAGUCAACAAGAAGAUAUCUACAUGGGGCAAUUAAACGAGGGUCACAGGAUUGAUUUCGUCCUCCAGGAGCGCCCCAUUGAAAGCUUUAAUGAUUACCUGUUCGCUCUGUCUAGUCAUGGAUGUUAUUGGGAGUCAGAGGAUACAGUAUUAUUGGUCCUGAAGGAACUGUACUCCCCUCAGGGAAUGACCCCCCAGAUGCCUGGCCCGGAGGGGGCAGUGAAGCUAUACAACACGGCAGCAUCCCCACCCCGGGGACCCCCUCCCAUGUCACAGUACCCCUCCCCUCCUUCCAACCAGCCUGUUGGGGUCAACCUGAUGACUCCUCCUUCACACGGCCCCCCGCCAAUGAGGACUUCUAACAUGAUGCCCCCCAGGGGCUCAGUGCCAUCCCCCUACAUGAACCCAGGAAUGAACUCUGUCCCCCCUCCCCAGCCUGCUAGUUUUGGUCCUCCUCCACUCGCUGGCUUUGUUAAACCUCCCCAAAAAUAGAACAAAAAUUUGAUACAGAAAAGUACAUUAAUUUUAAAGAGCUGUCAUGUGUGGAAUUUCUUUCAUCAGAACAUUUCAUUUCAUCUCUGAUAAGCACAUUCUUCUUACUCAAAGUAUGCAGGGUUUGACAUUAUAUAGAUUCAUGGGUGUGUGCAGGUAUAGUUUUGCCUACUUUUGCUUGUCAUGGAUUCAUUGAAAA